This is a messenger RNA of Phragmites australis (common reed), 1282 nucleotides long. Its product is annotated as expansin-B11-like. The record is from RefSeq and is a predicted model, not a curated record. Gene Ontology annotation, cellular component: extracellular region. Gene Ontology annotation, biological process: sexual reproduction. Bases 8 to 991 code for a protein of 327 amino acids. The transcript has 4 exons. Lineage: Eukaryota; Viridiplantae; Streptophyta; Magnoliopsida; Poales; Poaceae.
CUAGUGCAUGCAACUCACCAAAGAAAUCAACCAAGCAACAAGCAAGCAGCAGCAGCCAGCAAUGGCGAAGCCUUACACCUUACUGUUGGGCGCACUGGUCGUACUCUCACUUCUAGUGAGCCCCAUUGCUUGCUCCCGCGAGCUCACCAAGCACAAACCCAAGCCCAGGCCAACGCCGAUCCACAACAAGCCAGCUGCACCCAAGCCGAAGCCGACCAGCCAGAAGCAGCCUGUACCCAAGCCCUACAGCGACCACACCGCUAGCCCCCCGGCGCCGUCAGCCGCCUACGGCUCCGGCGGCUGGUUGUCUGGCGCCGGCGCGACGUACUACGGCGCCCCCAACGGCGACGGUGGCGAAGGUGGCGCGUGCGGCUACCAGACCGCCGUCGGGAAGCGGCCGUUCUCGUCGAUGAUCGCCGCCGGGAGCUCGGUGCUGUACAAGGGAGGCGAGGGCUGCGGCGCCUGCUAUGAGGUCAAAUGCACGAGCAACCAGGCCUGCUCCGGCCAGCCGGUGACCGUCGUCAUCACCGACCAAUCCCCAGGCGGGCUCUUCCCCGGCGAGGUCGCCCACUUCGACAUGAGCGGCACCUCCAUGGGCGCCAUGGCGAAGCGCGGCAUGGCCGACAAACUCCGUGCCGGCGGUGUCCUCAGGAUCCAGUACAGGAGGGUGCCAUGCAAGUACAGCGGCGUGAACAUCGCGUUCAAGGUGGACCAGGGCGCGAACCCGUUCUUCUUCAACGUGCUGAUCGAGUUCGUGGACGACGACGGUGACCUCAGCGCCGUCGAGCUCAUGGAGGCCGGCAGCGGCACCUGGACGCCCAUGGCGCACAACUGGGGCGCGGUGUGGCGCCUGAACAACGGCAAGAGGCUGAGGGCCCCCUUCGCGCUCCGGCUCACCUCCGGCUCCGGCAUGGUGCUUGUGGCCAACAACGCCAUCCCAGCCGGGUGGAAACCCGGGAAGACGUACCGCUCCUUGGUCAACUACCCCUGAAUUUUCACUGCGCUAUAGCUGUGCUUGGCGGGUCAUCGAGCAGUCCAUGGCGGGAAAUGUAAGUCCGGUUGUUGCGAGAGGCGGUGUCAGAAGUCAGAGGAGGAGGAGGUUGAAGAAGGGUAUCGUGUUAUUCUUCCCUCCCACCACGGUCUCUGCAUGCAGUCCCCUCGUUAUGACGUGUCGAACCGUUAGUGCUCGUAUGGAGAGAAGCUUGAGCUGCGACUAAUGUUGCAUGCCGAUGCAGCAAAGUUGUGUGUGUUUGACUUUUAGUACAUUGCAUUCUAUUAAGAA